This is a messenger RNA of Pipistrellus nathusii (Nathusius's pipistrelle), 783 nucleotides long. NCBI's taxonomy places the organism in Eukaryota, Metazoa, Chordata, Mammalia, Chiroptera, Vespertilionidae. The record is from the annotation of a GenBank genome assembly.
AUGGCCAUCCUGUUCUCAGGCAUCGUGAUGUCGCACUAUACGCACCAUAACCUGUCCCCGGUCACCCAGAUCCUCAUGCAGCAGACCCUCCGGACCGUGGCCUUCCUGUGCGAAACAUGUGUGUUUGCAUUUCUUGGCCUGUCCAUUUUUAGUUUCCCUCACAAGUUUGAAAUUUCCUUUGUCGUCUGGUGCAUAGUGCUUGUACUGUUUGGCAGAGCAGUGAACAUUUUCCCUCUUUCCUACCUUCUGAAUUUCUUCCGUGAUCAUAAAAUCACCCCGAAGAUGAUGUUCAUCAUGUGGUUUAGCGGCUUGCGGGGUGCCAUCCCCUACGCCCUGAGCCUGCACCUGGACCUGGAGCCCAUGGAGAAGCGGCAGCUCAUCGGCACCACCACCAUCAUCAUCGUGCUCUUCACCAUCCUGCUGCUGGGCGGCAGCACCAUGCCCCUCAUCCGCCUCAUGGACAUCGAGGACGCCAAGGCGCGUCGCCGGAGCAAGAAGGAUGUCAACCUCAGCAAGACAGAGAAGAUGGGCAACACAGUGGAGUCGGAGCACUUGUCGGAGCUCACCGAGGAGGAGUAUGAAGCCCACUACAUCAGGCGGCAGGACCUCAAAGGCUUCCUGUGGUUGGAUGUCAAGUACCUGAACCCCUUCUUCACGCGGCGGCUGACCCAGGAGGACCUCCACCACGGGCGCAUGCAGAUGAAAACCCUCACCAACAAGUGGUACGAGGAGGUGCGCCAGGGCCCCUCUGGCUCUGAGGACGAGGAGCAGGAGCUGCUGUGA